GGGACACAAACAGUGGGUCGGUAUGAAAAGCUUUAACAGCGUCAAUAGCAGCAGUUUCUUUCCACUGUGGAAGAAGGCAAGCGACGAGAGAAACAACAACAGCCAGCCUGCAGAGAAAGAGCAAACUGUUUUUUUUAUAUCCGACUCGUGCGACUUGUUUGUCGCUUUGUUGUCCGGGAGAAGCAGCGUAUGAGGAGGCCAGCUACGGAGGUUUAAUCUCUGAAAUGCAACGGUGGACUUUAUUCAUGCAGCGAGCUAGUUAGCUAACGAGAGGAGUAAGUUAGCCUUGUAGUGAUUUAUGGUAGUGCGUUAACGUUAGCUGGAUGGCAAUGUUGGUGGAGUCAUAAAAGUUGUUGUUCUUGCAUAAUUUCGACUCUGGUCAUCUCAGUCUAAAGAGCAGUUGGAUUGUUUCACUCACAGCUUUCCUGCCCUGACAGCUCCCUCCGUCCAUCGACUCUUCACUGUCCUGAGCUGAGGGGGGACAACUCUGAAUAUGGCGAGUGUUUCAAAUAGAGACUACAAAACUGGCGCUUUUAGGUCACUGGACUGGCACGUUGACCAGCUAGUGUACCCAAGAUAAACAUUGUUAAAUUGUACAAUUCAUGUAAUGGUCAAGGAGAGUGACUGAUUUCCUCUGUAUGUCUCACUGCAAGCAAUGGGAUACCACUGCUAGAUCCAUCUUAAAAGCACAUAGACCCUUGCCUCCGUUGAAGUUCAACAAAUUGAUAUUGCUGGACAUGGACUUGCGCUGGAUGUGAAGACCGUCUGGAAACCUCAAUCAUCACAGCUGUCUGAGCCUUGCUGCGGGUCCCCAGAGCUUAUUUGAGGGCCAACAUGUCAUCAAUGUCAGGGUCCACGACUGUGCAGCUUUUCACCAAGCUUGUCAAGCAUGCGGUGGGCAAGGCACAGAUUCAGCUGAACCGCUGGCUGCAGAGGACUGCCACAGAUGAGUGUGACAAAAUUGACAUACUGAUAUGCAGCGCCUUCGAAGAGACAGGGGCCGGCAUAGGGAAGUCAGAUGGAGACCCUGAGGUUAUCAGUGACACCGGGGGAACGACCUUCAGCAACAGUGGAGAGUUCAGACACCCAUGCUGUAUCACCACCUUUUGCUUCAAGAGUGCCCUGCUGGCAUGCGUCCUGACUGCUGUGUGCUUCUCCUCGGUUGCACUGGUUCGCCAAUACCUCAAGGACCUACUGCUCUGGGUGGAGAGCUUGGACAGCCUCGUCGGAGCCUUGCUGUUUAUAGUUGGUUUGAUUAUCGUGUCGUUCCCGUGUGGAUGGGGAUAUAUUGUUCUUAAUGUCGCAGCUGGCUACCUCUACGGAUUUGUGCUGGGCAUGGGACUAGUUAUGGUCGGAGUUUUAAUAGGGACCUUUGUGGCACACCUGGUGUGCAAACGACUAUUGACUGACUGGGUGCUGAACAAGGUUGGGAACAGUGAACAGCUCAGUGCUGUCAUACGAGUGGUGGAGGGAGGAAGUGGACUUAAAGUUGUGGCCUUAGCGAGACUCACCCCCAUACCAUUUGGGCUCCAAAAUGCAGUUUUCUCGGUGAGUAUGAAAACACCACUACCAAGCCUUUCCUUUUCACUUUUUAAUUUUUAGACUAAGCGAUUAAUCGUCUGGUCUAAAAAAUGUCAGAAGAUAGGGGAAAAUGUCCAUCCCAGUUUCUCAAAGUCCAAACCCCAAAGAUAUUUUGUUCAUUAUGAUAUAGAAUAGAGAAAAGCCAGAAAUCUCCAUAUUUGAGAGUCUGAAAAUAGCAAUUUCUGCCAUUUUUGCAUGAAAAAUUACUUUAGCUUUCCAUCCACAACCAAUUAACCAAUCCAUAAGUCGACUAAUCGUUGCAGCUCUACUUUUUACUUUAAGGACAUCAGCCAUUCAUAUAGU
Messenger RNA from Cottoperca gobio, 1884 nucleotides. RefSeq names its product transmembrane protein 64 (gene tmem64). Gene Ontology annotation, cellular component: endoplasmic reticulum. Bases 835 to 1602 code for a protein of 255 amino acids. Lineage: Eukaryota; Metazoa; Chordata; Actinopteri; Perciformes; Bovichtidae. The record is from RefSeq and is a predicted model, not a curated record. The transcript has a single exon. Gene Ontology annotation, biological process: positive regulation of osteoclast differentiation; regulation of cytosolic calcium ion concentration; positive regulation of bone resorption.